This is a messenger RNA of Ceratosolen solmsi marchali, 1582 nucleotides long. RefSeq names its product urea transporter 1. Gene Ontology annotation, biological process: urea transmembrane transport. The transcript is spliced from 10 exons. The coding region runs from base 77 to 1372 and encodes 431 amino acids. Gene Ontology annotation, molecular function: urea transmembrane transporter activity. NCBI's taxonomy places the organism in Eukaryota, Metazoa, Arthropoda, Insecta, Hymenoptera, Agaonidae. Gene Ontology annotation, cellular component: membrane. The record is from RefSeq and is a predicted model, not a curated record.
UCUAUAUGUCCGAGAAAAAAUCGUUAGUCGGCUUCAGUUAUUCGAUGGUUAGCGGUUGUCGCUCUUACCGAUCAGGAUGACUACCGGGGAAUGGAUAAAUUCCGAGCAGCUGCAAUCAAUUGACGAUCCCGAAGAGGAUCACCUCCAAAAGAAAAAGCCGAGAAAUGGUUGGACGAUUGGUGGCGAUUGUCCCAUUCUACGAAAGUACUUGGAAAAUAAAGAUAGUAUAGGCUGGAUGGUCUUAAAAUUUUUCGUUGCCUUUACCCGAGGAUUUUCUCAGGUUACUUUUGCUAACAAUCCAAUAACUGGAAUUAUCUUAAUGAUUGGUGUUGCAUCGAUUGUGCCAGGAACCUUUGUUGCCUGUUCAAUAACUGGUUUUCUUGGCCAAUUAAUAUCAAUGUUAUUGAAAGAACCAAAAGAAAACAUAGAUAAUGGAUUGACUGUCUUUAAUCCAUUAAUUUUUGGCGCAGUAUCGUAUUAUUUUGUACCUAUCAUAUAUGGAAAAUUUGAUGGGUUCAGUAUGUUAAUGAUACUAUUAGGAGUUAUAUUUAUUGCGUAUUUUUGGAGAGCAUGUGAAAAUAGUUGUGUUCCAUGUUUAACUAUGCCAUUCAAUUUAGCUGAGCUUAUAUUACUCUUUACAUUGAAAAAUGCAAACAGUCAGCUAGAUAUAUCAACAUCUGAAAUAUUAACAUGGCCAUUAUUAAGUAUGAACAAUGUGACGGCACCGGUAACGACGAUAGCAGCUACUACGGAUGCAAGCAAGCGCUUUGUCGAGAAUGCGACAAUUGUCGUCCACGACCUCGACUGGGGAAUGAUAGUACGUGCAUCAGUGACUUCAGCAUCGCAGUUGUUUGCAACUGACAGCGUACCUUUGGGCGCUAUUCUAUAUUUAAGUGUUUUAAUAUAUUCACCAAUUACGUGUCUUUUUGGAUAUAUGGGCUCAUUAAUUGGCUCACUCGUUGGUUUUCAGAUUGGUGCGACUUAUGAGAGUGUGUAUUGUGGUUUGUGGGGGUUUAAUGGCUACUUGAUAGGAACAAGUUUAGGAGGCAGUUUUCUAGUGCUGAAUGGCCAAGUUGCCAUUGCUACAUUUGUUGCUGUUGUUCUCUCGGCCUUUCUACAACACGUAUUGCAGAUAAUUUUUUUACCGAUAGGCCUUCCUGUUGGCACAAUACCUUACGUACUGACAACUUGGUUAUUUAUUGGACUUGGUAAAUCUUCUAACGGAACGUUUUCUUAUCCUAUUACAAUAUCAUUUCCCGAAGCGCAACGCCACGAACUUUUAUUACGUCAUCGGAUUGCACAAUUGAAAAAGAAUAAAAAAGAAUGCGAUCCAGAGCUUCAUAUUCUUAAUGGAAAAGAGCCUCCAACGUAACUAACUUAUUAAGCGUAUGUCCUACUAGAUAAAUGAAAUGAAUUUCCUUUUCACUGAACAGAUUAGUCCUUGAAUGCAUAUAUAGUAAAAAUAUUUUAUCUCAAGAAAAUAUAUUAUAAUACCAAGUAUGAAUGUUCAAGCCCUCGGUACACUCCUGUGAUUAGUUAUGGAUUUAAUGUAAAUAUGAAGAUUUCACAUUAGUACUGAACU